AUGAGAAGUGAUUAUGAUUAUCGUAAUGUUGUAGGUGAAGAAUUUCAUACAUCCCCAAACACAUCAGUUAUUACUAAAAUCCCAAACUUGGAUAUUACUAAAUCAUUUAUAUUGGAUUAUAUGCAUUUAACCAAUCUUGGAAUAAUGCGUAAAAUGAUUUCAUUUUGGGUAAAUAAAGGUCCAUUAAAUGUGCGUCUUUCAGGGAGAAUGACUAAUGAAAUCACUGCACGGUUAUUAAACAUAAGACCUUCUGUACCUUGCGAAUUUUCUAGAAAGCCUUGA
Macrosiphum euphorbiae (potato aphid) is the source of this 282-nucleotide messenger RNA. Lineage: Eukaryota; Metazoa; Arthropoda; Insecta; Hemiptera; Aphididae. The record is from the annotation of a GenBank genome assembly.